CACAUUUCAGCCGCCCGACUGUAUUCGUCGACGUUGAAGGAUCACCAACGACACCGUCCGCCACCUACACGUAUCCCUCCCUCGGCAACAGGUGCAUACGUCGACCAAAAUGUCUGAACACGGCGAAGUCGAGGUCGAAAACCCCGCUGCGGCCUUCCAGGUCCUGCCCAAGGAGGCUAUCGCGGAGAUGGGAUCCGUGAAGCUGUUCAACAAGUGGAGCUACGAGGAUGUUGAGAUCAGGGACAUCUCCUUGACCGACUACGUCCAGAUCCGCUCCCCUGUCUACCUUCCUCACUCCGCUGGCCGCUAUGCUGCCAAGCGUUUCCGCAAGGCUCAGUGCCCCAUCAUCGAGCGCCUGACCAACUCCCUCAUGAUGAACGGCCGCAACAACGGAAAGAAGCUCAUGGCUGUCCGCAUCGUUGCCCACGCCUUCGAGAUCAUCCACAUCAUGACCGACCAGAACCCUCUCCAGGUCGCCGUUGACGCUAUCGUCAACUGCGGUCCUCGCGAAGACAGCACCCGUAUCGGUUCCGCUGGUACCGUCCGUCGUCAGGCCGUCGAUGUGUCUCCCCUCCGCCGUGUCAACCAGGCUAUUGCCCUCUUGACCAUCGGUGCUCGCGAGGCCUCUUUCCGUAACAUCAAGAGCAUUGCUGAGUGCCUGGCUGAAGAGCUCAUCAACGCCGCCAAGGGUUCCUCCAACUCCUACGCCAUCAAGAAGAAGGACGAGCUCGAGCGUGUUGCCAAGUCCAACCGGUAAAGUGGGAAUUUUGGGCGUAUUCUCCGUUUGGUCCUGGUUUUGCGUGUAC
Molecule: messenger RNA, 806 nt
Organism: Aspergillus eucalypticola CBS 122712
Lineage: Eukaryota; Fungi; Ascomycota; Eurotiomycetes; Eurotiales; Aspergillaceae
Product: 40S ribosomal protein uS7
Exons: 3
Coding region: 110-757 (215 amino acids)
Biological process (GO): translation; ribosomal small subunit assembly
Cellular component (GO): cytosolic small ribosomal subunit; ribosome
Molecular function (GO): structural constituent of ribosome; mRNA binding; rRNA binding
Source: RefSeq, a predicted model, not a curated record